AAGGGAAAAGGCUCGCAAAUAUUGCUCACGAGAGCUUUGUACACCCAGAGUUAACAGACCCAACACUAACUUGUAUAUGUAUGUGCUGUGUACUUUUUUUUUACACUUUUAUUAUUUUUUAUGUACUUGAGUCAUUUAUUUUUACUUUUUACUUUUUUCUACCGCCGUUGCCAUCGCGUUUGAAUUUUUUUUUCCCGUACCGUUCGAAUAUCUUUCCCGCGUCAACAUCCCUUCUCUUUUACCUGCCAACAUUUUUUUACCCAACGCAACCAACGACCCCGAUCGGUCAGUACUCGUGGAGACGUCGCGAUAUAGAGUAUAUAUGUGUAAUAUAAGUUUAGGGAAAAUAUUAUUACGAAGUUUUUUAAGUUGUUAAUGCCGUUUUUUUUUUUUUAAAUUGUUGGUUUUAUUUAAUAAUUGUGAGGUUUAUUACGGAUUUUUUUACUUGUGACCAAUGCAAUGAGGAUCUAGUCUAAGAAGGACUUUGGAAACGUAUGUUAAAAAGAGCGAAGGAGUAAGUUGCAAGAUGUCGGAUUUAGGUACAGACAAUCCAGCAUUCAGCAACGCGGAUGAAUGCAUAGAUACCAGUACAAAUGGAAACCUUGAAAAUAGUCAUACAGAGAGUGUUCAACAGGAACAUAAGGACAAGUCAUCGCUUAUCAGUAACGGACAUUCUUUCGUGUCUCAACAUUACGUUGAACCAACUCAGAAUACUCCGGAUGUUCAAUACAAGACUGAAACCAGGAUUGAGGUCCCUAAUAAUGGAGAAGAAAAGACUUCAAAUACUGUUAAAGCCAAUGGUGUUAAUGGAAAUAGCAAUAACAACGAUGUAAGCUUUCUUAACACAAGUGUUACGAGUGCUCAAAUAAACGAUGGUAAAAAGGAGCAAAUUGAGGCCGUGAAUUUGGAGCUGGUAUCGAUGAGACCUUAUACAGGAAAUAAUUUGCAAACUAAGGGACAAGAAGCUUGUGAAUUACCAAGUGAUCCGUAUGAAGAAUAUUUUGUGCCGGUCAAUGAACAUCGAAAGUAUAUCAGCAGCAGUCCAAGAGCGGAGAUCGAAACAACCGUGGCUGGUGUCCGAUUUGAUUUGGGACCGGGUGUUGGCCGCGAAGGACUUAGCCUCCGAGAUCCAACCGCUGGACUUGUCGACUACUCCCAUUGGCUUAAUGCCUUAAGAGGAGAAAAACUUUAUGUUACCAAGGACAAAAGAACCAAAAGUUCUUAUUGGCGACGAAUAGCUUGUUGGACUUUUGGAUUAACUGUAUUAGCACUUGCAUUAGUAAUUGCUAUUUUAGCCGGAACUGGGGUGAUUUUAACGCAAGAAGCUACGCAACCACUGGAUAAUGAUCAUCAGCGGUCACUGGAUGAUGUUAAUACUGCCGGAAGUAAAGAAUUUAUAAAGAAUCCACCAGCUAGUCCACCGCCGGAAACAUCUACUUUCCCACCAUGGCAAACAACCGACGAGAGUAUGCUAAAAACAGUACCUGAAGCGGUUGAAGGAAGUAUCUGGCUAGAUAAUCUUAUUUGGAAUGAUGACCUGAUGGAUGCAAAGUCGAGAGUUUAUCGAAGUACAGCUAUGGAGAUUGAAAACAGUUUGAGAGAUAUGAUACUUCCGGUUGGCUCGAUAACUAUUGUCAAAGUGUAUAAUAUUACUAGUAAUGGUCAAGUAAUGUUUAGAAUUGGUUAUCCGCCGACACCGACUCCAGAGAUGCUUCAAGAAAGUAUUGAGAAAAAGCUUAGAGAAAAUAAUAACAUGAUUGGAAAGUAUCAUCUUACAAGAAUGAAUGUUAAACGUUUAGUCGAUGAAUGUCAAUAUGGUUAUUUGAAUUGUUCUGGAAUUUGUAAAUUUGAUUACAUUCAUGCUGUAUUCAGCUGUGAAGAAGAUUACUUGAGUGAUAUUAGUCUUGAUGAUGAUGAAGACCCUAAUUUAACAUCUCUUGGAGAUAUGGUUCAAGGUCGAGGACGUAUUCCUGAGCAUUCAUUUGAAUCUGAAGAUCAUGAUCAUUGGAUGCAUCAUCAUUAUCAUGAACAUAUAGGAUCAGUUACAGAAAUAAAUAUUAAUACGGUAAGUCGACCUCAAUUUGAAUCCACGCUUCAAACAGAUACAGAACCAAAGUCACAGUCUGAACCUGUAGCCGAACCUACUCCUGAACCUUCAGCAGAGCCUAAGCCUGAGCCGGAAUCUAAUACAACCUUUGAGACUAUUUUCGAACUUAGUGCGGAACCAAAAGCAGAGUCAGAACCUAUUGCCGAACCUACUGCAGAACCAAAAGUAGAACCAGAGCCUACUGCCGAACCAAAAGCAGAGCCAGAGCCGAUUGCUGAACCAAAAGCAGAGCCAGAGCCGAUUGCCGAACCAAAAGCAGAGCCAGAACCUAUUGCCGAACCAAAAGCAGAGCCAGAACCUAUUGCCGAACCAAAAGCAGAGCCAGAACCUAUUGCCGAACCUACUGCAGAACCAAAAGCAGAGCCAGAGCCAACUGCCGAACCAAAAGCAGAGCCAGAGCCUACUGCCGAACCAAAAGCAGAGCCAGAACCUAUUGCCGAACCUACUGCAGAACCAAAAGUAGAGCCAGAGCCAACUGCCGAACCAAAAGCAGAGCCAGAGCCUACUGCCGAACCAACAGUAGAGUCAGAACCUGUUGUCGAACCUACUGCGGAACCAAAAGCAGAGCCAACUGCAGAAUUAAAAGUAAAGCCAGAGCCUGCUCCUGAACCUACUGCCGAACCAAAAGCAGAGCCAGAGCCUAUUGCCGAACCCAAAGCAGAGCCAGAACCUAUUGCCGAACCUACUGCGAAGCCAGAGCCCAUUGCCGAACCGACUGCGAAACCAGAACCUGUUCCCGAACCUGAACCAAUCGCCGAAUCUACUGACGAACCGAAAGCAAAACCUGAGCCAAUCGCUGAACCUGAACCCUCUGCAGAGCCACAAGCAGAGCCUGAAUCAAUCACUGAACUCGAACCUACUAUGGAACAAAAAGGAGAGCUUGAGCCUAUUGCAGAAUCGAUAACAGUAUUUGAACCUGCCCCAGAACCAAAAUCAGAAUCUGAGUUAAAAGCAGUAUCUGACAUUCUUAAUGAACCUACAGAAGAAUCUAAAUUAGAGUCGAAGCCUGAGAAUCCUUUGGAACCAACAGCAGCGCCUGAACCAAUAACAAAGCCCCCAUUAGACAAUAAUACUUUUUCAGGACCAACAUCUGAACUAAUGACGGAAUCCGAUUUAAGGAUAGAAAACCAAUUUGAAAAAGAAUUAAAACCUGAUGCUGAAGCUCCAAGAGAACCUAAACUCGAAGUCGAAGUCAAAACUGAGCCUACAGUAAAUUCUACAUUAAAACCUGAUUUUCCUGAAGUUACUGACUAUUUAAAUCCCAACUUAAAAUCUUUUGAAUCUUCCACAACACAGUUACCAAUUGAUUCUAGAUUUAACGUUGAUUCCAACCCAGAACCACUUCCAGUUAUACCUUUAUCAACAUCGAUAGAUACUAAUUCAUUAAUGGAUGUUUCAAAAGAAAUUUCUGAAAUGUUGCCUACUGCAAUACCUAAAAUAAGCGAUAUACAGUCAGAUGAUCCUUAUCAUCAUCAAACUGACGACAAAUCUUUCGAAAGUACUACAUUGAUAGAACUUGAAAAUGAAGAUAGCACUGUGAAUCCCACGAUGAAAUCAUCUGACUUUGAAGAAAUUGAAUAUUCAACAAUUAUGGAACAAAACUCAACAACCAUACCGAAUAUUUCUGAAACUCAUUCUACAGAUUUAUCAACAAUUAUGCCUGCAACAAAGACUCAAAAUUCUAAUAAUUCAAGUGUCGUAGAUCAAGUAUCUAAUUCAGGUUUUCCAAAAGUGCCACAAGAGAUAAUUGAAAAUAUCGAACCUUUAAAUGAUUCAGUAAAUAAUUCUACACCAUCAUACAGGAAAGAAGAUAAUCAAACAAUAAUUUCGCAAUUAACUCCCGAACUAAUAGAUCCGUAUAUGCUUAUUAAAAAUUCAUUAGAAGCAAUUAAAUUAAAUGAAAAAUUCGAUAGCACAACUAUUUCAUCAAAUAGUCAACCAUUAGCUAUGUCAAACGGAACAACUGAAAAUAGAAUUGGAGAAGUUACAAUAAUGUAUGAGAAAGAUAAAAAUCAUGAAGUAAUGUCACCAUUUUUACCAGAAAUAAUUAUUGAAAAAGAUUCAUCAAAAAAAGCACCAAGAUUAGAUAAAGAUGAGCAACAUUAUCCAAAUCCAUUUGAGCCAAAUGUAGAGGAUGUAAUUGUGCAUAAUCUUGACUCCAAAACUGACACGCUAAUAACAUUAAAUUAUGACGUGAACGGAACUGAAUUCACAGACUUAGUCAACAAAUUCAAUGUAUCCCACGGUGCUCAACAGACUGAAACGAGUCACAAAGAGGAUGCUAGUAUAGUUGACAUGAUGACCACUAUGACAACUACAUUAUUGAAUACACAGAUAAACUUAGCAAUGACUAAGAAGCCGGUCGUUGAUGCCGAAGACCUUGAGAUACGACCCAUGGAUGGUAUGAUUACGAGUAAAGUUAUGAAUGACAUGCACAUUGAGCAAAAUAAUAAUUCAAAUGCUAAUGAUGAUAAAUCACAAGAAAAUAAUGAUAAAGUUAUGAAUGAUCCUGUAAGUGUGACAGUAAUUCCACGAGAAAAUGAAAAAUUAUACGGAGGAAUAAUAAAUAAUCAAUCAACAGAUUUCGAUGAGUCAAAAUCUAUAACAGAAAUUGAUAAAAAUCAAGAUUCAUCAGAUUCACACAAUAAAUUUGAUGAAAAUGCCGUAGAAGAUCAGUAUAAUGAUAUUAUAGAAGAGAGAAUUUCAAAGAAAAUUGAAAGUAACGGUUCAAAAUUAUCGAAUAAAAAUUUAUUACCCGUAGACCCGACUGUGAAGUCAACGACAGUAAAGAAUAAUAAAACUACCUUAACAAUUGAUGAUAAUACUACUUCAGAUUUUAUCAGUGAUUUAAAUAAUGUAAAAACGAUACUAAAAGUAACAUCGGAAGAACCAGUAAAAGAUAAAACAGAUGAUAAUAAUAAAUUUACAACUGAAAUUCCAAUCAUGCCUGUAGAGAUUCAACAAGAUAUUUCAACAACUGAAAUAACAGAAAAAAUUGAAUCAACAAUGAUGAGCAAUUUAGAUAAUAUUGUAACUAAUGUAGCAGAAAUAACUACACCAAUGUCAUUCGUUGAAUCAAAAAUGACUACUAUGCAAACUCCAAUUAUGCCAAAAGAGUUUAUGACUACGGAAAUUAGUAUGCCUGAAAAAAUACCGCUAACUACUAGUUUCCCAUCAGAAUCUAUGGAAUCAACAACUGAAAAUCUUAAUUCAAGACAAGAUAAUGAACCAACAACAGAGUCUCCAAAAGUUUCUACUGCUGGUUUUGAAGAUAUAAAACCCGUUUCGGAAUUAAUUUUUGAUGAUCCAGACCCAGAUAUAUUUGAUCAUACUAAAUUUUUUACAACAACUGAAUCAGCAUUAGUGGAUCAAACACUUAUGGAUCAAUCAGUAUCUGACGAUCUUUCAGAAGAAUUAUUGAAAAUAAUACCUUUAGAUAUUGAUGAUGUAAAAGAAAAAACAUCAAUGGAAACUACUGAAAUUCCAGCAAUAGUUAAAAUGAUAAAUACAACAGAUAUUUCAAUGUCAACUGUUGAACAGAAUAUGUCAUCUGUACCAAGACUAAAAAUAAUUGAAAUCACUUCCGCUUCUCAGCAGCCGCAAAUUUGGAAUCAUAGUUUAAUUAUAAAUAAUACCACUAGUGUCCCUCAAACUCAUCAAACGGAACAAAUGAAUUCACGAAUGAAUAAUAUUGCAAGCGUUCAUCCAACUCCGGAUGCCAUUCCAGUUUACGAAGCAAUUGAAGAGGAUGAAGAAAAUCCUAUGAUAAUACCUUUCAAUAGAAUGAAAAAUAUUAUUCCAUUACCCAACACAACAAUCCGAUUAAAAGAAGAACAAGAAGAAGAACAACAACACCAACAACAAAGUGAAAACGUAAAUAAAGAUAUUACAACUACUGGUAUAAUGUCAACUACAGUUGCAACAACACAAACAAUGAGUCCAGAUGAAAAAUCAACGAUGGCAUUUAAAUUUUCAAAAUGUAAUAUCGGACAAUUUCAAUGUGUUAAUGGAACAUCGCGAGAUGGAGCAUAUUGUGUAAAUUUAUCAUCAAAAUGUGAUUCUGAAAAUGACUGUUCAGAUGGGUCUGAUGAAUUAAAUUGUCAAAAUGAUGGUUGUCCAGGUAAUUUCCAAUGUAAAAGUGGGCAAUGUCUAGGUAGACAUCUUGUUUGUAAUGGAAUUGUUGAUUGUGAUGAUGGCAGUGAUGAAGUUAAUUGUAAAGACUGGGCUUGCCAUUUUGAUGAAUUUAAAUGUCCAAAUGGAAGAUGUAUUCCAGAUCUUUGGCGCUGUAAUGGACGACCAGACUGUGAAGAUCACAGGGACGAAUAUUCAUGCUCAAAAAGUUGCGGUAAUGAUGAGUAUUUAUGUCCUAGUGAAAACUGGUGUAUUCCUCAAACAUGGCGCUGUAAUGGUGUACCAGAGUGCGCAAAUGGCGAAGAUGAAAAACUUUGCGACUGUUCAUUAGAUCAAUUCAAAUGUCAAACUGGUGGUUGUGUUGCUUUAGAGCAAGUAUGCGAUGGUAUUGAACAUUGUCCUGAUCGUUCAGAUGAAUGGGAUUGUUUAUUAACUAAUACAACAAAUUUAAAUCAAUCAAAUUCAGAUGAUAAUGAACGACAAGUACCAAUUGGACAACCUAUGCUAUUAAAAAUUAAAAAAUCUGACAAUAAAUAUUAUUCCGUUUGCGGAGAUAAUUGGACUAAAAAUCACAGCGAUUUAUACUGUAAAUUACUUGGAUACUUUGGCUCGGAAACAACAGAAACUAUUGAAAUAAAUGAUUAUGAUAAAAUUUUACGAUUGAAAGAAUUAAAAGAAAGUCACUAUCAAGACACGAUGAAUCUUAUUGCUGAUUUGGAAUUAUCAGAUCAUUGUACAUCCAAACAAUUUGUAAAGGUUUCGUGCCAAGAAUUUUCUUGUGGAUCUUUAGACAAUGAAGGGCCAACGGCUCGAUUAGUUGGUGGUACAACAGCGGGUGAAGGACAAUGGUCAAGUGUUGCAUUAUUAAAAGAAAUUAAAAGUGGUACUGCAUGUACCGCAAGUGUUUUAGGCCCAAUGCAUGCCUUGGCCAGUUAUUCUUGUAUUCAUAAAUACAGACAAAGUAACAAUUGGGAAAUAUUUACUGGUCGUGAUCUUCAAAAAUCAACUCAAGUCAAAAAUAUAAUUCCGUAUCCGCAAGUUAAAUAUAAUCAAUUUUUGUACAAUGAUGACAUUGCUUUAAUUCAACUUGAAGAACCACUCGUAUUUUCAAGAAAUGUAUCUGCUGUUUGUGUACCCAAUCAACAAUUUCAGCCAAGAGCUUUAUGUGUCACUGCUGGCUGGGGAUUCCCAUUAAAUGGUGAAAUAAAUUUAAAACUAAAAUUUUUACCGAUACCAAUUUACAAUACUGAAGAAUGUAAUGCAACUAGUCAUUACGCUGGAUUUAUAACGAAAAGCAAUAUUUGCGCAGGAUUUACUGGUGCUGACAAGGGAACAUGUUAUAAUGACGAGGGUGCACCAUUGAUGUGCGCUAGUGAAACUGGACGUUGGGAAUUACAAGGUUUACUUAGCCAUCAUAGCAGAUGCUCAAGAGAUCAUCCAGCUAUUUAUUCAAGUCUCAGUCCAGCAAUCUCUUGGUUACAGCAUUCGAUUCCUGCUCUUCAGAAUCGAAUUUAAUAAUAAAAUUUUUAAAAAAUUAUUAUUUAAUUUAAAAACAGCAAGUAAUGCUUUUUUCUGUUUUAAUUUUAAGGAAUCAAAUUGUUAUUAAUUAACGAAACAAAAUAAUUAUUCCUUUUAUGUCUUCCUCAUAAAAUAAAUUCUUCUUAAAUGAAGAAUAUGUAAAUAUUGUAAAAAGUUAAUUGUUCAAUAAGAUUGCAGAUUUUUUUUUAAUACAUAUAUGAUUAUCGGGUCCAUUUAUUUAGGUAUUUGAGUACAGGUUUAUUACCGUUACUCUAAUCUAUAACAAUUAGUAUGUAUAUAUAAAUAAGAUUUAAAAUUUUUUUAUAUUUUUAAACAUUGAUAUGAAAUUUAUUUUUAUUAAUUCCAUUGUUAAACAAAAAAUUUAAUAAAUUUAUAUAUAAUAGAAAUAUUAUUAAUAAAUAUU
Molecule: messenger RNA, 8180 nt
Organism: Microplitis mediator
Lineage: Eukaryota; Metazoa; Arthropoda; Insecta; Hymenoptera; Braconidae
Exons: 9
Coding region: 527-7753 (2408 amino acids)
Biological process (GO): proteolysis
Cellular component (GO): plasma membrane
Molecular function (GO): serine-type endopeptidase activity; protein binding
Source: RefSeq, a predicted model, not a curated record